Molecule: messenger RNA, 888 nt
Organism: Meira miltonrushii
Lineage: Eukaryota; Fungi; Basidiomycota; Exobasidiomycetes; Exobasidiales; Brachybasidiaceae
Product: PTPLA-domain-containing protein
Exons: 1
Coding region: 1-888 (295 amino acids)
Biological process (GO): very long-chain fatty acid biosynthetic process; fatty acid elongation; sphingolipid biosynthetic process
Cellular component (GO): endoplasmic reticulum membrane
Molecular function (GO): 3-hydroxyacyl-CoA dehydratase activity
Source: RefSeq, a predicted model, not a curated record
AUGGCAAACAACUUUAUAACAAAGACCUAUUUGGUCGCAUUCAAUCUGAUCUCCUUCUUUGGAUGGAGUAUGAUUUUGACAACAUUGAUUCGUCAUCUAGCUUUGGGGGAAAUGCGACAAACACUUCCGAUCGAAUACAGUGAAAAAUUCAUCGCUUUCUUACGAAGUGCAGCUGAAAGAAACAUUUAUGUGAUCUCAUUCAAAAAUCCAAAACUUCCAGCCUUUCUCUCAACUUUACUCGACCGUGCAAGUACACUUCAUGCAAUCUCUGGAGCAUUAGUAGCCGUCGUACAAUCUUUGGCAGUCAUGGAAAUCGUUCACGCUGUAAUCGGAAUCGUCAAGACUCCCGUUCCAACAACUGUCGUUCAAGUAUUCUCACGUUUAUUCUUGGUCUGGGGAAUUUCAGAAAGAUACAUCAAUUCUGCCGCUUCGCCUUGGUAUGCCUCAAUGGUUUUCGCUUGGAGUUUGACUGAAUGUAUUCGUUACCCCUUCUAUGCAAACGCUUUGAUGGGCUCCGAAUCUAACUUUUUACAGUGGGCUCGUUAUACCCUUUUCUACGUUCUCUACCCGAUGGGAGCCGGUUCAGAAGCCAUGUUGAUGUUCAAAACACUUCCAAACGCUUACCCAUGGGACAAACCCUCUGCUUGGACUGCGGAAAAGUACUUGGUUGCCGUCUUGUUUGUUCUUUGGUGGCCAGGUUUGUACGUCAUGUACACUCAUAUGAUCCGUCAACGUCGUCGUGCAUUGUCGAAAGUUAGUGGAUUUUGGGGAACAAAAGAUUCAAACGCUCGUCGUGAAGCUGCAAAGGUGAGCGCUCAACGUAAAAAGGGUGCUAAAGCCGUAGCUGAUGCAUCUUGGGCUACCGGUGAAUCAAACAAGAGCAAGUAA